Molecule: messenger RNA, 1773 nt
Organism: Bufo gargarizans (Asiatic toad)
Lineage: Eukaryota; Metazoa; Chordata; Amphibia; Anura; Bufonidae
Product: histone-lysine N-methyltransferase set-1-like
Exons: 2
Coding region: 604-1197 (197 amino acids)
Molecular function (GO): protein binding
Source: RefSeq, a predicted model, not a curated record
AGUAAAUCGAGAAGUGAUCAUGAAGGCAGGUUGUAUUUUGCAUAGUUUGGACAGCAAUACACCAGGGUAAGAGUUGAUUUUUAUCCUCAAUUUUAUUACGUUUUUAUGGUUGUUCACUCAGUUCUCACCCACUGUACCAAUAAAAAAAUCUGCAUAUCUCUCUAACUUCACAGACCUUCACCAAGAAAGAGACAAAGGAGGGAGGAGGAAGAAGAAGAAGAAUCAGAAUCAGAACAAGAGCAACAGGAGGGACAGCAAAGUGACGUAGAAGACCCUGAAGAAGUUGUGGCGGACGUCAGGGAAGAAUCCUUCAAGAGGCUGCUGAGGAGGUGUCCAUUGAGACUGGACCACCCACUUCCAUCACUGAUGACUUGCAAAGACAUCAGUCAGCGCCAUGCUCAGUACUGUCAGGACAGAUGGCGAAGGAGACAGUACCAGAUGCGUAUAACUGACGCCGUCCGUAAGUUAAUUUUCUGCCGAAUUAAAAUUACAUGUGGGCAUUGUCAUUUGGCGUGCAUGUUUUAAUGGCUGCUUUAACGUCUUUUUUUUUUUUUUUUGUAAUGAUUUCUCCUAGAACACUUCAGGAGCCUUCCCACGGAAGAAAUGGUUGACAUUUACAUGGAGCGACAGAGCUGGAGAAGCAACUGCCCCAAACCUUCGGAUGUUCUAAAGGCAUGGAAACCCCCGCAGUCGCGAAGAAAGCACGGACGCUUUCCGAACUUUGAGGCAAAGGUGGCCUCUCAGGACUGGGACGGGCUAGUCGCCGUCGAAGACCAAGCGAAAGGGGGAUUCACCUUAAAGACCGCUCGAGUGUUUAAAAAAGGAGACCUCGUCUGCGACUAUCACGGAGUCUUGAUGGAUGGGAAAGAAGGAGAGGAGGUGCAGCGCUCCAUCACCGACGGGAAGUGUUACAUCUACUUCUUCAGGCACCAAGAAAAAAGGAUGUGUGUAAACGCUACGAAGGCUCCAUGCGACUGCCACCCAGAUAUGUCUUCCACCUUCGGACGGUUAAUCAACCACUCCCGCAAGAGAGCCAACCUGAAGCCGCUGGUAAAAUGCACGCCUGAAGGAAGAGUCCCAGUGAUUCUCUUCGAGGCUAUGAAAGAUCUUUCUCCGGGGACUGAACUAUUUUUUGACUACGGAGUGAGGAGACGCACUUACGGCGAAGCAGCCCAUUUGGACUGGCUGGACACUUGAUGCGGAAUGGUGUCUUCAAUACUGGUUACCGCCGGAGGCGCAGAUUAGUCCUUCCUUAUCCGAACAUACACCCAGGGCCGUUUCGGAUGCUGGAAGAGUGAGUCGGCAAGAAAACGCCAUAUGAAAUGUUGACCAUCGCUCGAUUCCAGGUGACUGUGUUCCCUCACUGUGUAUAAUUGUUAAAUCGAGAUAUAAACGAUAUAUACACACACAUGUAUACAUACAGCAAUACAAAACAUACAGGGUACGGCUACUUUCACACCUGCGGCAGAAAAUGCAAGGAAUCGCCUGGACGCAAUCUGCAGCUCGCAUCGGUUUGUGUCCCGCUGAUUCUCUGCAUCUUUGCAAUAUUGUGGCCGUACGCCUGCCGGACCCCAUUAUAGUUAAUGGCGCGGCGGGCAUGCCGUCUGCAUCCAGCAGUGCCGGAUCUAGUCAAUCGCUAAUGUAGAUGUGAAGGUAGCCUAAUACAGAGCCACAUAUCUCUUACAUCCUGCGACGUCUCCUUCGAUGUAGAUGGUCUUUUUCCCCUCAUCUUUUCAAUUCAGACCAGGCUACCAUGAGGAUUUCUUUCAGCCA